Manihot esculenta (cassava) is the source of this 1729-nucleotide messenger RNA. RefSeq names its product protein ALP1-like. The record is from RefSeq and is a predicted model, not a curated record. NCBI's taxonomy places the organism in Eukaryota, Viridiplantae, Streptophyta, Magnoliopsida, Malpighiales, Euphorbiaceae. The coding region runs from base 485 to 1729 and encodes 414 amino acids. The transcript has a single exon.
AAUAAUUGCACCAAUAGUAUUCUGAUAGAUCUUAUCAAAAAAUGGACCGUUGGAUGGAUUUCAUUUCGAUCUCGACCUUCAGAUAGUAUGCAACCCUAUCCCCACGUUUUUCAAUGAAGUCAGAUGGAAUCUCAUAUAAUAAUCACACCAACAGUAUUCUGAUAGAUCUUAUCAAAAAAUGGACCGUUGGAUGGAUUUCAUUUCGAUCUCGACCUUCAGAUAGUAUGCAACCCUAUCCCCACGUUUUUCAAUAAAGUGAGAUGGAAUCUCAAAUAAUAAUUACACCAACAGUAUUCUGAUAGAUCUUAUCAAAAAAUGGACCGUUGGAUGGAUUUCAUUUCAAUCUCGACCUUCAGAUAGUAUGCAUCCCUACCCCCACUUUUUUCCUAUAAAAUCAUGUUUUCUUUAAAGAUAUAAACAUAACUCAUAUUUUUCAGUUCAUCUUAAAUUCGAGUCAAGAAAAUUCUACAGAUCGUUACUCAAAAUGGAUUUUUAUGUUGGAGAUACAUCACAUAAUGAUGCUGAAAAUUCAUCAUCGUCUUCUUCAGAUAUUGAUGAUUAUAUUUCAGAUGAUAAUGAGUUUGUAGUGGAAACACAAGCAGUUCAUCAACAAUUUCUUAGAAAUAAGAUGGUUUUGCAGCAAAUACAAGAUCAACAUCGAGUUUCUAGAGGUGGCUCUGUUCUAGGUCAUGUAGUAAUCAAUCGAGAUCGUGAAGCGGCUGAUCGUAAUUUAUUUCUGGAUUAUUUUUCAGAUAAUCCACGUUUCAAUGAUGUAAUGUUUCGUCGACGAUAUAGAAUGUCUCGAAAUUUAUUUCUUCGUAUUGUCGAUGCAAUAAAAGCGCAUGAUACGUACUUUGAACAACAAAGAGAUGCAGUAGGUAAAAUUGGAUUAUCUACUCUUCAAAAAAUCACAGCUGUGUUUCGAAUGUUAGCGUAUGGUUUGCCGGCGGACGCUACAGACGAAUAUGUGAAAAUUGGGGAGUCCACUGCAAUUGAAAGUCUAAAGAGAUUUUGUCGAGCCACCGUUGAGGUAUUUGGUGAGCAGUAUCUGAGAUCACCAACUGCCGAGGAUGUUGCAAGGCUUCUUUAUAUUGGUGAGCAACGUGGCUUUCCUGGCAUGUUAGGUAGUCUCAAUUGCAUGCAUUGGAAAUGGAAAAAUUGUCCUACUGCAUGGGCUGGCCAAUAUACAAGUCGUAGUGGAUCGCCAACAAUUAUUUUGGAAGCUGUAGCUGAUUAUGACCUUUGGAUAUGGCAUGCAUAUUUUGGAAUGCCUGGCUCUAAUAACGAUAUUAAUGUUUUGGAGUCAUCGCAUUUAUUUUCCGACCUUGCUAAAGGUAUUGCUCCUCCCGCUCAUUAUAUUAUUCAAGGAAACGUAUACAAUACGGGUUAUUAUUUAGCUGAUGGUAUAUAUCCGAAAUGGUCAACUAUUGUGCAAACUAUUCGUGAACCACAAACAAGGAAGAAGAAGUAUUUUGCAAUGAAACAAGAAUCAUGUCGAAAAGAUGUUGAACGUGCUUUCGGAGUGUUACAGUUACGUUUUGCAAUAGUUGCAGGGCCAUCACGUUUUUGGAAAAAAGAAGUGUUGCAUGAUAUUUUAACUACAUGUAUUAUCAUGCAUAAUAUGAUAAUCGAGGAUGAACGUGACCUUAGUGCACCUAUUGAAGAUGGUAGAGAAUUUUCAGCUCCAACUGUUGAAAUGGCUGUCGAUGAAACUACUCGAUUUGAAUAA